AUGCCCCUGGAGCUUGACAUCCAACCAUCCGACGUGGACUUCCUGGAAACUCUUCAGCAGUGCAAGAACUCAGUCGUCUUCAAGGUAUCGAUUCAUGGAAAGCUCCGUGUUAUGAAGGUGUACCACGACCGUGGUAUAUCAGAGUGGGAUCCAGUCGAUUACGAAGUCAAUCUAUUUCUCCGUGAAUCAACCGCGUAUCAGCGUCUGAAACAAAAGGGAUUCUGCACGCGAGGGGUGGUCCCGGAUUUCUACGGUACCCUCACCAACAUCCAACCCACCUCAUGGCCCAAUCUGUACAUGUUUGUCGAUGAUAAGUUGCCUCCCAACGCCAUUUUUAUCGAGUACAUUCCAGGCAUGAGCAAACUUGAUCUCUCGAACUAUUCCCCAUCCAAUGUGAACCGUCUGCGUGAUAUCCUGUUUGAGAUGCAUCAGACCAAAAUGCUCCACGGGGAUUCAAUGCCCAGAAAUAUGAUGAUCUGCUCAGGGCAAGAGAAUCGAGUGCUCUGGCUUGAUUUUGACUCGGCACAGACCUUCCCAGAGGACGAGGCUCUGACGACACGCCAAGAAAGAUGGGUGGCGGAAGAGGUCGAGCUGAUGGAUUACUUUGUGGACGGUUUAGCCCAGGAUAAUGAUGAGGGGCGCCUCAAUUGCACAUACUCUUACUACUAUGAUUGGUUUGUCUGAUGUUCGGUAGGCAGCUGUAGCGUGUCGAGGAAAUGGUCCUCGUUUGGUCUCUUUGACUCUGCAUUUCCCUG
Messenger RNA from Aspergillus sclerotioniger CBS 115572, 755 nucleotides. RefSeq lists its product as uncharacterized. Bases 1 to 684 code for a protein of 227 amino acids. The record is from RefSeq and is a predicted model, not a curated record. Lineage: Eukaryota; Fungi; Ascomycota; Eurotiomycetes; Eurotiales; Aspergillaceae. The transcript is spliced from 3 exons.